Molecule: messenger RNA, 792 nt
Organism: Boleophthalmus pectinirostris (great blue-spotted mudskipper)
Lineage: Eukaryota; Metazoa; Chordata; Actinopteri; Gobiiformes; Gobiidae
Gene: comtb
Product: catechol-O-methyltransferase b
Exons: 6
Coding region: 1-792 (263 amino acids)
Biological process (GO): developmental process; dopamine metabolic process; catecholamine catabolic process
Molecular function (GO): catechol O-methyltransferase activity
Source: RefSeq, a predicted model, not a curated record
AUGGAACUGUUAUCUCUUUUAAGUCUCUUAAUACCAGGAGCUGCCAUUCUGUACAUCUUGUACAGAUGGGUGGUCCCGGCUACAGUUCGCCAAGCUUUGGUGCUGAUGUGGCACGACGUCUUGUUGGAGAUGCUAAUGGACCGGAUAACAAGCUCCACUCGGCCACAGAGAAUAUUGCAUGCAGUACAGAAGAACGCCACUAGAGGGGACCCUUGCAGCGUGGUAAAGGCCAUUGAUGAUUACUGCAGACAUAAAGAGUGGGCUAUGAACGUAGGGGAUGAGAAAGGGUGUAUUGUAGACUCUGUGGUAUCUGAGGUGAAGCCCACCACUGUGUUAGAGCUGGGGACCUACUGUGCCUACUCCACAGUGCGCAUAGCCAGCCUCCUUCCUCCUAAUGCCAAACUCAUUACACUUGAGUUUAACUCAGAUUAUGCUGUGAUUGCUCAAGAGGUCAUAUCUUGGGCUGGGCUUCAAGAUAAGGUCCAACUUGUGGAAGGAGCGUCAGGUGAAUGGAUUCCCAGAUUGAAGGAGGAGUUUGGGGUUGAAACUUUUGACUUGAUUUUCCUGGACCACUGGAAAGAUCGCUACCUCCCAGACACUAAAUUGCUUGAGAAAUGUGGACUUUUAAAGGCUGGCUCCGUUUUGCUGGCAGACAAUGUCAUCUGCCCUGGAACUCCUGAUUACCUGGACUAUGUUCGGAACAGCCCACAGUAUAAGAGCAAAUUUUUCAAGUCACAUUUAGAGUAUACACAAGAGGAUGAUGGUCUAGAGAAGUCUGUGUUCUUAGGGUAG